GCCUUACAGAUAACUCCCAACCGCAGUGGGAAUGAUGCGUUUGGCGCGAUUUACUCAGAGUUUUUCGUUUAACAAGAAUGCCGCCAAGCAUCGCGGCAGCGGCAGCAGCAACGGAAACGGAAACGGCAACGCGACCGGAAACGGAAACGGGAACGGCCAGGGGUUAGGUGGCAGCUGCAGUGCCAACGGCCUGGCAGCCACUGGCGGCGUUGGAGGGGGCGGUGGGAGUGGCAGCGGCAGCGGCAGCGAAGGCGGUGGGUGUGGCAGCGGUAGCGGCAGCGGAAGUGGGAGUGGCAAGCGGAAAUCAAAGACAAGAACAAAGUGCUUCGGUGGCACAGUGUUUCGGUGUUGCCUCCCUUGUCGCGGGGGCGGCUCCGCAGCCCCCGCCACAAGUCCGCCCCAAACACCCGCCCAGUCGCCGGACGAGUUCAAGGCCCUUGGCGGUCCGGAGGAUAAUAGCCACAGCGGCCUGGAGAAGCCACCGAAGGCCGAGAAGCGGGACACUCAGGAGCGGAGCAAGGCCAACGGCAACGAGGACGAUCUGCUGAAGCGCACCGGCUACGAAUCGCGAUCCGGAUCCGAGCUGGAUCUGUACGGCAGCAAGAAGAAGCACUCGCUGGCGGACACCAUCGACACAUCGGCGACCACCCCGAUCUCCCUGAAGACCCUCAUCAACGACGUGGACGAGGAGCUGGACCAGCAGCUCAGUGCGGCGGACAUAGCAGCCGCCAGCUUGGCCAGCGGCCUGGUCGCCCGCCGAGCGGAACCGGAAACGCUGAGCGACGCCAGCGUCUCACCCACCGCGGUGGUGCAGCAGCAGCAGCAGCAGCAGCAGCAGCAGCAACAGCAGCCACGAGUCUCGCAAUCACAGCCACACUUGGUGCCCAGCAGCGGGAACAUCCUCAGCCAGGUCACCCUGUACAGCGGCACAAAUCCCGGCCAGAAUCCGGGCCAAAAUCAGGCCCAAGCCCCGACUCCCAGUCAGAGUUCCAGUUCGAGUGCCAGCUCGAAUCCCAGCCAGAAUCAACAGCGCUGCAGCUGCCAGCCGCAGACGUCCCCGUUGCCGCAUAUCAAGGAGGAGGAGGAGUCCGAGCAGGCCAACUCCAAGCACCAGUCGAGCCUCAGGGAUCCGCAGCAGCAGCAGCAACAGCCAGCGCCGCCGCCGCCGAUCACCGUAGGCAGCGGCUACUGUGGCAGCUGCGAGAGCGUGCACCACUCCUCGGCCACCUCGUCGUCGGCGGGCACAGUGCCCACUGGCAGUCAGCAGCCGCAGGAGUACAUUGCAGGCACCUCCUCGACGCCCUCGCCGCGCAUCAAGCUAAAGUUCCGCAAGCCGCACAAGUCCUGCUGGUCGCGCAUCGUCCUCGCUCCCAUCGGCUCCACGGGCGGCUCCUCGUCGGCCACCACCGUCAUCGGCAGCAACUCGAACGAGACCUUGGCCUCCAGCAGCACCACCGGCGGCACCGCCACCCAGAACAGCACCCAGAACAGCAGCAGCGUCAGCGUCGCCGCCCACCACCGGCUGACCUCGUCGUCGGCCUCCGCCCUCGCCUCCUCGCACCCCAGCAACUCGCAGCUGCUGCCCACCAGCAAGAUGCAGGCCGAGCAGGGCUCCAUCGGCGACCUGCAGAAGUACCACAGCCGGUACCUCAAGAACCGUCGCCACACGCUGGCCAACGUUCGUUUCGAUGUAGAAAAUGGCCAGGGCGCUCGAUCACCGCUCGAGGGCGGCUCUCCCAGCGCCGGUUUGGUUCUACAGAAUUUGCCGCAGCGUCGCGAAUCGUUUCUAUAUCGCUCCGAUUCCGACUUUGAGAUGUCGCCCAAGUCCAUGUCCCGAAACUCAAGCAUCGCUAGCGAAAGGUUUAAAGAACAGGAAGCCUCUAUACUCGUUGACCGAUCCCAUGGCGAGGAUCUCAUUGUGACGCCUUUCGCCCAAAUUUUAGCCAGCUUACGUUCAGUGCGCAACAAUUUAUUAAGUCUGACAAAUGUUCCAGCAUCAAACAAAUCCAGGCGGCCCAACCAAUCCUCGUCGGCCUCCCGAUCGGGCAAUCCCUCGGGAGCCCCACUGUCCCAGGGCGAGGAGGCCUACACCCGCCUGGCCACCGACACCAUCGAGGAGCUGGACUGGUGCCUCGACCAGCUGGAGACCAUCCAGACCCAUCGCAGCGUCUCCGACAUGGCCUCGCUCAAGUUCAAACGCAUGCUCAACAAGGAGCUGUCACACUUCAGCGAGUCCAGCAGAUCAGGAAAUCAGAUUUCCGAGUACAUUUGUUCCACAUUUUUGGACAAGCAGCAGGAGUUCGACUUGCCGUCGCUGCGCGUGGAGGAUAAUCCGGAGCUGGUGGCCGCCAAUGCCGCCGCCGGACAGCAGUCCGCCGGCCAGUACGCCCGCUCGCGCUCCCCCCGCGGCCCGCCCAUGUCGCAGAUCAGCGGCGUGAAGCGGCCCCUCUCGCACACCAACAGCUUCACCGGCGAACGGCUGCCCACCUUCGGCGUGGAGACGCCCAGGGAGAACGAGCUGGGCACCCUGCUCGGCGAGCUGGACACCUGGGGCAUCCAGAUAUUCAGCAUCGGCGAGUUCAGCGUCAACCGGCCGCUCACCUGUGUGGCAUACACCAUAUUUCAGAGUAGAGAAUUACUGACCAGUCUUAUGAUACCACCGAAAACUUUUCUUAACUUUAUGACUACUCUGGAGGACCACUACGUCAAAGACAAUCCGUUUCACAACUCGCUGCAUGCCGCCGACGUGACCCAGAGCACCAAUGUGCUACUCAAUACACCGGCGCUGGAGGGCGUCUUCACACCGCUCGAGGUGGGCGGGGCUCUGUUCGCCGCCUGCAUCCACGAUGUUGAUCAUCCCGGCUUAACCAAUCAGUUCUUGGUUAACUCAAGUUCCGAACUAGCAUUAAUGUACAAUGACGAAUCUGUUUUGGAAAAUCAUCAUUUAGCUGUUGCCUUUAAAUUAUUGCAAAAUCAAGGAUGUGAUAUAUUCUGUAAUAUGCAAAAGAAACAACGCCAAACAUUGAGGAAAAUGGUUAUUGAUAUUGUGCUGUCCACGGACAUGUCCAAGCACAUGAGUCUGCUGGCCGACCUGAAGACAAUGGUGGAAACCAAGAAGGUGGCCGGCUCCGGAGUCCUGCUGCUGGACAACUACACCGAUCGCAUACAGGUGCUCGAGAAUCUGGUGCACUGCGCCGAUCUGAGCAAUCCCACCAAGCCGCUGCCGCUUUACAAGCGCUGGGUGGCCCUGCUCAUGGAGGAGUUCUUCCUGCAGGGCGACAAGGAGCGCGAGUCGGGCAUGGACAUCAGCCCCAUGUGCGACCGCCACAAUGCCACCAUCGAGAAGUCGCAGGUGGGCUUCAUCGACUACAUCGUCCACCCGCUUUGGGAGACCUGGGCGGACCUGGUGCACCCGGAUGCCCAGGACAUACUCGACACGCUUGAAGAGAACAGAGACUACUACCAGAGCAUGAUACCGCCCUCGCCGCCGCCGUCGGGGGUCGAUGAGAAUCCGCAGGAGGACAGGAUACGCUUUCAAGUAACCCUGGAGGAGUCCGACCAGGAGAACCUCGCCGAGCUGGAGGAGGGCGACGAGAGUGGCGGCGAGAGCACCACCACCGGCACCACCGGAACCACCGCCGCCUCCGCGCUGGGCGGGGCUGGGGGCGGUGGCGGCGCCGGCGGGGGCGUGGCACCCAGGACGGGUGGCUGCCAAAACCAACAGCAACACGGUGGAAUGUGACGGAGAGUCGUGGGAAUUUAUCGCAAAUUACAGGAAAAGGCUCACAACUUUUUCCUAUUACGUUAGUGACUACUAUUAACACACAAGAAACCAAACAAAAACCAAAAACGAAAAACUACAAAAAAAAAACAAAGAAAAACUCUUGGAAAAAAUGAAAAAAAAAAAUACAAAAAAAACCAAAAAGCCAACUAAAGAAAUAUUAAACAAAUGUUUAAAGCAUACAAAAAAUCCAAACAGCAAUAGCAAAAGUACCGUAUAACUUAUAAAGCCUAGAGAAAAACGAAAAAGGAAAUUAGAAAUUUACUUAAUGGAACACCGAGAUUGAUGUUGAAAAUACACUGAAAAAAAAGGGAAAACAUGAGGAGAAGAGCUAACUAUGAGAAAUCUUGCAUAUUGUUAAAAACACAAACCCACACACUCAAUCCAAGACAAAGCAAAAGUAAUGAGAAAACCCAUUGAUAAGUAAUACUAAGAAGAUACCAAAACUCCCGCCCUGAAAAGAGUAAUUUCCCCCAUUAUAUAGACGAUUUUUGUUGCAUGUGUAGGCAAAUGAUUUUUGUUAAAUUCAACUGAAGAAGGACAUCAUCAGUCGGAGGAAGAACGACCCCCAAACCAAUUAUCCUCUUUUAAACCAUUGACUAAAGUGAAAUAUUUAAAAAAGAAAAAUAACCAAACGGAAAGAAAUAAUUAGUACGACUUAGCCUAAGAGAAGUUUUUAAGUUUUGAAUGUUUUGCAUGCCCCGAACAGAUUCAUUUUACUCGAUUGAUAACGCUAGAUCUAACUUGUAACCGAUAAACGAUAACAGCAACCCAUAUGGAGUUUUUUAUGAUUUAGACCCCAGCGAUAGAAGCGAAAACAAAAAAAAACCACAAACAAACAACCAUGUUAAGUGUAAGAACCCAGUGAAUUAAACCAAAAUUGAAAGCCACCCGAGUUAAAGCCAUUUAAUUCAAAGUCUAAAACUAAAACUAAAUCUAAAUCCCCAAAACCAAACAACAAAGAUGAACAGUCUACAGCCAGACUGUAGUUGUAUAGUAAUAUAUAUGAUAUAAAUAUUUUUUUUUAUAUUAUUUGUAAAUAAUUUAAAUGUUGGACUCGAAUUUAAAGCAAGCGGCUAGCAGAUUUUUGCAGCCAAACUAAAACUAAAAAUGAAAACAAAGCCAAAAACACACAUAAAUAAGAGAGUAAGUGCAGAGAAGGGAGGAAAGAAGGAAAAACUAUUGUACAAUUAGCUAAAGAAUUUCCAUUUCAACUUUCAAUUUGAAUUGCGAUUUGAUUUGCUUCCAGAAAAAAGAAAAAGAAUGAAAGAGAAGGGGAGAGGAAAAUAGAGAGAGAGAGAGAGAUGAACCGAAAAUAAUGUCAAACGCUGUCUUCGCAAAUAUUUUUCGCUAUAUACUACUUAUAUCAUUAUUUACUAGUUACUAAGCUACUACUGAGCCACACAAUUUCAAAGUGAAAGAGACAGGACACUCGGACGCGAAAGAGAGGGAGCAUUGAUGAAUUUAGUGAACAAACUUAACUGGCAGAAAGCGAAAGCACUCACAAUUUACUAUACUACAAACCACAGACCACCAGAAAAGACUCUUCAAGCACAAGCAAUUUUUAGUUUUCCAAAUGCAAAACCAAAGGAAAAGCAACACAAGCACACACACACAAGAUAUAUAAACCGAAAAAGUCAUUGGCUAUAAUACGAUUAUUUAUACCUAACCUAUACAGAGAUAUAUAUAUACUAUAGAUAUAUCGAUAUGUACUAUAUGCAUAUGCAAAGUCACGAUACUGGCGCUGGUGCGCGGAUCGAUCAAUGUGGCAGGCCAAAUUAUAAACGCGCAUAAUUUAACUAUUGUUUAAUAUUAUGUUUUAUUGUUAUUAAUUUAUUACCCAAAAAACAUUAUUUUUUCUGACCUAGUGCUAUACAUUUCUUUUUGUGUUUAAGCGGGCAGGAUCCGCGCAUAAAAUAGUGUUUUUUUUUAUAUAACAAAUAUAUAUAUAUAUAUAUAAUAUGAUAUGAUAUGUGAAUGAAAUGUAAUGAAAUGAAAUGGAACCUUGAUGGUCUAAAAAUAUCAUUAAAAAAAGGAGAAAAACAAACGAGAGAUGCAAAGUUGAAGAACAAGAUACUUUAUAGCAAUUUAAGCAGCAUUGUAAAUGUGCGCUUCAGAAUUACUUUUUUCGAAACUUAAUCAACCUUCAGCAAAUACAGCCAGAUAUAUUACCUACAUACAUAUAUUAUUAAUUAAACCAUAGUUGCGAAACGAAAACAAAAAUGACGGCAAGUCCAUGGCAAACUUAAAAAACCAAAAGCUACUUUAACAAAUUGAGUGAAAUAAAUAAAAGAAAGAAACAAAAAAAGCGAACAAAACCAAAUGACUUUUUCUCCUCUCAGAAAACAAAUACGAAAAGCAAAGAAACUGAAGAAAAUGAACUACUAUAUAAUGUACUUGUAACACGAAUUUCCCUGCGAGUGAAGUCUUUCCGUAGAAUCAUGAAAAAGAAAACCCUCGGGGGAUUCCCCGGACAGAGAGAUACUGGUAGUUCGCCAGAGUAUUAACCGAAACAUUUAAAUUUAUACGCAUAGGCGCAUACCAACAUAUAUAGAAUAUAUACUAGGCAUAUAUGAUGCAGUAUCGGACAUUUGAUGUAUACUCGAGUUGAAACUUAAACCUAACCAGAUGUUGUACGUGUAUGUGUAAUUCGAAGAACUUUAAGUCCAAGCCCCCAGAUCAGCAGUGAAUAUCAUCCAGAGAGAGUCAUGCCCAUGAGAACAAGCAAUUUAUGGUUAAAAGGAAAGGAACAGAAAGUCGAAAAGCAUCUAAAUGUAAUUGUUAGACACUUGCCAAGCAAAACCGAAAGAUACCAGCAAGUUAAAAAGGCAUCUAUAGAAGUCCCUACCCCUAACAUCCCCCCCUCAAUUUUUGACUGAAAUUGAAUCGUCUAGUAGAGGCACUCGAAGCGUAUUCCCUGUAAUUUUUGUCUGAUUUUUCCUAUUGACGUGCCGCCAAUUAUAUCAGUGUAUAUAACUAUUAAAAAAGUAAUCUAUAUAUAUAUAGCAUCUCUAUAUAUAUAUAUAUAUUAAACGCAUAUAUUGCACACAUAGAGUUAUGUAGCGUCAUGUGUCAUCAAGGAUACCCACUUACAUAGAGGAAUAAAUAUAUAUACGUAUAUACAGAAGCAAGUAAAUAUUUAUAUGGGUAACGAGAGAUCAGCAUUUGUAGCACAGGUUGGCCAAAUUUUUUGGGAAUCACGAGUCAAGUUGCCGAGGGAAAACCAAAGGAAAACUGUUUGUUGUGCUGUUAGCCGUAAAUGAAAACUUUUUUUUGAGAUAACUUAAUAACUAUACAUAAAUAUAUAUUACCGUAUAUGUAUCUAUACUAUAACUAUAUACAGCAGGCGACAGCAACAAAAACUAAAAAAAAGAAACCUAAACCAGAUACCAGAAACUUGGAAAAAUACCAAGAAGACAAAACUUUAAACAAAAAAUACCAAAAAAAGAAAAAGAAGAGAGAGUAAAUAAUACAAACGAUAUGGAAAUGGCAUGUUUUGUACUAUAAUGAAAUGAGAAAACACCAAAGACGAAGACAAAACAAAAAGAAUGAAACCAAACACAAAACAAACAAAAAAUAUACUAAAAGAAUACAAAAAAAAAUACCAUAAAUUGUGCGCUGGCGACGACGGUUGUUAGAAAAAAAAUAAUGGAAGAAAAGGACAUGCCGCUUGAAGUGCCGAGCGUAGACGAGUCCUUUCGCCUCGCAAGUCGGCAUCUCAAGCGAGUGGAGAAUAUCGGGAGAUAUUAUAUACAUAUAGAUCACGUAACGCUGGCGUUACUGGGCAAACAGUUAGGCAUUUUUUUUUUUUUGGAAAUUUAUACAAUUACAUUUACAAAAAGCUCACCCACAACUACAACUACAGAGGAAACAUAUACAUACACACACAACACGGACACGCACACAUUGAAGCGAAAAGGGAAAGCGAUUUGAUGGGUAACAAAUUCUGGAGAUUUCGAAUUCUGGAACCGCGAGAAAGGAGAAAUGAACGCGAAAUAUCGGAAUAUCGGCAAAUUAUUUACCACUGAACUCGAUCAGGCGUACUAUAGUACUAAAUAGGGCUUACCCAGGCUAAGUCACCCAAAAUAAAUAUAAUUAUAUAUACAUAUAUGUAGUUACGAGCUGGUUUUUGUUGUUUCGUUAUUGUUUCGGUUAUGUUUCGCCUCUCUCAGAAUUACCAUAUACAUAUAUAUGUAUAUUCUAUGUAUAUAUAUGUAGUUAUGUAUGUGAAAAGCGUAUUCAUUUAUGAAAUUAAUGAAAAUCUACCCUGAAAACCAAGAGAAAAACCCAAAGUCAAAUACAUAAUUGCAUGCAAGAGUAAGUAAUAUUAAUGAAACCUAAGAAUAAAAGUCACUCUGUUUGGCAUUAAAAACAAAGACCGCAUGGCAAAUGAUAAAUUGUGAAGAGAACAAUGGGAAAAGGGCAUUGAGAACAGAUUUGAAUGAGUAUGGAAUACAGACGAGAAAUGAAAAUGAAAAAUUAAUGAAUCUAAAUAAAUGAAAAGAUAAUAUUUAAAAAUA
This is a messenger RNA of Drosophila biarmipes, 8301 nucleotides long. It is a transcript of the gene dnc, whose product is annotated as cAMP-specific 3',5'-cyclic phosphodiesterase. Gene Ontology annotation, cellular component: nucleus; cytosol; perinuclear region of cytoplasm. Lineage: Eukaryota; Metazoa; Arthropoda; Insecta; Diptera; Drosophilidae. Gene Ontology annotation, biological process: signal transduction. Bases 32 to 3742 code for a protein of 1236 amino acids. The record is from RefSeq and is a predicted model, not a curated record. Gene Ontology annotation, molecular function: 3',5'-cyclic-AMP phosphodiesterase activity. The transcript is spliced from 14 exons.